GGCGGACGGUGUACACGUACACACACUCACACAUACAGGCUACGGCGGAUCUGUGUGUUUGAGCCGGUGUGUGCGUGACAAACACGAGCUCCCAGCCGGGAUGAAAAGGCGCCGUGUGCGCCGCUCGCCCUCCGCUUCCGCGAGCCGGAGUCGCGGGGAUGUGGAGAUGAUGCGCGAGGCGCUGUCACUCUCUGGCGUGACAUCAUCAGCGGCGCUCGGAGUCGUAGCGCGGAAAUCAACGCUCUUUGGCUUCUCUCAUGGAUGCCGCAUGGAUUCGGAAGCACAAAGAUUCUAAUGGAUUUACCCAAGUGAUGCGCUGGAGACGGCAACACCAUAAAAGAUGAGGGGUUUUGAGCGUGGCUUCUUCUCCGAAGCAUCCAUUCGACUUCUCCUCUUAGGGGUGUUUUUGGUUACGGAGGAACUCCCGCCAUUUAACCGCGAGAUUCAGCCAGAAGAGCUGUGGCUGUAUAAGUAUCACCAUGUGGAGCACGACCACGUUCCUACCUCCAUCAUGUUUAGCAUUGCCUGCUUCGUACCCCUGACAGUCAUGCUGUUGUUCACGUUUCUGCGCAGAGCGGAGAAGGGGGACCUUCGUGAGGCCUUUUUAGCGGUGACGCUGGCCCUGCUUCUAAACGGCGUGUUCACCAACACCAUUAAACUGAUUGUUGGAAGGCCUCGACCAGAUUUCUUCCACCGCUGUUUCCCAGAUGGGCACGCUAACCCGGAAAUGCACUGCAGUGGUGACCCCGAUGUGGUGAUGGAGGGCCGGAAGAGCUUCCCCAGCGGACACUCUUCCUUUGCCUUUGCUGGCCUGGGCUUCACAGCCUUCUACCUGGCAGGGAAGGUGCACUGUUUCAGCCCCAUGGGGCAGGGCAAGGCCUGGCGACUGUGCACCUUCCUCACACCCCUCCUCCUUGCUGUCAUGAUUGCGCUCUCCCGGACCUGUGACUACAAGCAUCACUGGCAAGAUGUGGUGGUUGGGUCCAUGCUGGGCCUCUUCUUCUCUUACCUGUGCUACAGGCAGCACUACCCAGCGCUGAGUGACCCAAACAGUCACAGACCACUACGGCACAGAGAGGCAGUGCCGGCUGCCCAGGAGCGCAAGCUGGUCAACCACAUCCUGCCAUUGUAGGCACCCUUAACCACUCUUUCAGGCCUUUCAAUAGUGAGGAAGGAGCCAGGUAUUGCCUUCCUGAAGUGGUGCUGCCUAUAUGUUUCUCUUCCUUUACUCUCAAGGUCUUUUCUAACUGAACACAUUGGUCGUAGUUAUUUGGCGUUCUUAUAUCCGUGAGAUCCAUGCAUUUGCAUGGAUUUGCCGCACAUGGCAAACAUCUUGGCCCAGGAACUGUUAUUGUAAAGUGUGGAAAGCUGCUGGAAUGUAUCCAACAGGCUUCUUUACCUUCCAGUUAAUGCUUGCAAGUUGUAAGAGUGGUCGAACAGUCAGCAAAAUCCACAAUAGCAGAAGUAACUGAUGUUUUUCUUGACAAACGAUAUACAAAAAUUACCAUCUGACCUGAAGUCCCCUCUUGUGCAGCUGCGUUUUCCACUUUUUAUCUGUGUGGGGCCAGAAGACUGUAACUAAACCAUCGAAUUCUGGGAAGUUAGAGAUAAGGACAGAAUGGAACAAAUGUGUUGUUAAAUUUGAAAAAAAGAAAUAUUUUUGUUCAGUCUCUUCAUACAUUCCUUAUUACUAGGAAACUUGAACAAGCGACAGCUCAAAUUUACUGUAUUUACAUUUAAAUUGGUGAAGUACGUGUUUUACGUCGACCUCCUAAAUUAAGGCGUACGGGGGUCCAUAAAGUAGUCUGAAAUGUCAUUUUGCUCUAUUUAUACAGACUGUGGUUUUUGUCUUUGUGGAAAUACAUAUUACAUGUUAUGUAGCACAAAAGUAUAUAUUUAAGGCCACUGGAACGGUGCACAGAAACGCUGCCUGUGUCGAGGAAGGAAGUCGUACAAAUGUGAAACGAGGCCAAAAUCCUGGUCCUCGCAGCCCAGUGUGCGUGCAGGUUUUUCAACUGUCUUUAAAUGGCGAAUGACCUCUGUACUGGGAGAUAAAAGGAAAAUAAAAAAGUAGGGGAAUGAUGAGAUGAACCAGUGUGCUGGAAGCAGCAGAGAAACGCUGGUCUGUGUGAGAAAUAACUGUACUGAUUGUCUUCCGCUGUCUCUUCGUAUUCAUUGCCGCCUGGCAGAAAAAGGUUAUGUUCAUACCUAUGGGGAAACACUUUUCUGUAAGCUGUUGCAGG
This is a messenger RNA of Scleropages formosus (Asian bonytongue), 2243 nucleotides long. It is a transcript of the gene plpp5, whose product is annotated as phospholipid phosphatase 5. Bases 341 to 1132 code for a protein of 263 amino acids. Gene Ontology annotation, cellular component: membrane. Gene Ontology annotation, molecular function: phosphatidate phosphatase activity. Gene Ontology annotation, biological process: phospholipid metabolic process; phospholipid dephosphorylation. Lineage: Eukaryota; Metazoa; Chordata; Actinopteri; Osteoglossiformes; Osteoglossidae. The record is from RefSeq and is a predicted model, not a curated record. The transcript is spliced from 8 exons.